Messenger RNA from Adineta ricciae, 1869 nucleotides. NCBI's taxonomy places the organism in Eukaryota, Metazoa, Rotifera, Eurotatoria, Adinetida, Adinetidae. The record is from the annotation of a GenBank genome assembly.
AUGGCUGCUGCAAUUGAAACGAAACUUUAUGUGACGAAUUUUCCGAGUUCCGCAACUCGACAACAAUUACAACAAUUCUUUUCACGUUUUGGCCGUGUACAAGAAUGUGCGAUUAUGUGGAAUUCCUAUGCAUUUGUUCACUAUGCAACUAUGGAAGAAGCACGUCGUGCACUUGAUCAAUCGAAUGGUGCGAUGUUUCUUAAUCGAAAACUGAUUGUUCAAUUAUCAACUUCACGAUUUCGACCUCAACCAAAAGAAGCAAGCAAUUCAUUGUCACAACCGCCUAAGCAGUUACUUGUGAUGCCUACUCCACCAUCACCAUCAUCUUCUUCAUCAUCAGUUGCUUAUCAUCAUUUAACCAAUGGAGGAGGAUCAACUACAAAACAACAGCAGCAGUCAAACACACUCACGCAACAGUAUUCGAAUGAAGUUAAUUAUGACAUGCUCACAGGUUAUGAUGCUCAACAAAGUUCAUCACCUCUACCAGAGAGACCAAAUUAUUUUCCGAAUACAUAUCGUCCUCCAUCACCAUUUUAUUUAUCACAAGAGCUGAAUAAUGGCUAUUAUUCACAAUAUCCCAAUUUACCGAUGGAUAGAAUGACACCAUCACCAUUGUCUCUCCAAUUGAAUAAAAUGAAUCAGAUGAAAUCGAAUAAGAAUAUUAAAACAGGUAAAAUUCAACCUCGUGUAAGAUUCAAAUUAAUCGGUUUUCUCUUUCAAGAUAUUGGUACAAAUGGUGAAAUACCUAAGCUGUAUUGUACGAAUCUGCCAGAGAAUUGUAAAGCGCAUGAUUUACAGCACUUAUUUUCACCAUUUGGUCAUGUUGUCGAUUGUGUCAUUCUAUGGGAUUACUAUGCAUUUGUUACAUUUAAAACAUUUACUGAAGCUGAACAGGCUAUGCGUGUACUUCACGGUUACACAUGGAAAGAUCGACGUCUUAUUGUUGAAUGGUCACGUGCAUCAGGUCGAAGACAACAACAGCAGCAACAGUUGCCACCAUCACCAACAGUAACGGCAUCACGACUCGGAUCUUUUGGUUCUGAAGUUUCAACGCCACCUUCACCUCGUUCUCGUCCAUCUACAUUAUUAUCUCACCAAUCGGCUUCCAAUGGACAAUUUUAUGGAAAUAACUCACCAAAAAUACUUUCUCCACUUAAAUCACAAUCGCCACAUCAUACAUUCAGUCAAAAUCUUGCAAUGAUGUCGAUGAUUCAACAUCAACAACAACAACAACAGCAACAGUCAGUUUUGUCGCAUCAUCACUCAUCAAUGCCAUUUGGUCCGUAUGCAAAUCGAAGCAAUGUAGAAACAUUAAUCAAUGAAAAUCAGCCGAUAUUCGACAGCUUAACAAACUCUUCUUCGGCACAUCGACUCAACCUAUCACCAUUUCUCGAAAGUAACGGAUCAAAUUCAAAUGCACUUUUUUCAACAUCAUCUGAUCUUCCACCGCCACCACCAUCGUCAUCAUCAUCACCAGUGUCAACCACAAAAGUCUACCAACCAUCUGAUAUUGUCGCUUUACUCGAACCAUUAUCAUUGAAUGUACCAACAAAUACAAAAUCAGCAGACAAUUCAAUUAUUAAUGAUAUUACCAAUACGUUGUCUUCAACUUCAACAAAUAUUCAGCCAACCUGCUCAUCGACUGUCGCUGCAGCAGCAGCAGCUGCUGCUUUAUUUCAGGAAAACUUGUUAUCCUCCCUAUUUGGCUCAUUAGAACCAUUUAGUAAAUUGUUUCCAGUUGAUGAACAAUCAUCUACACCAGCAACAUCACGCUAUCAUCAUCUUUUACCUGCAUCACCACUGUUAACAACCGCACCCGAUAGUAGUCAUCAUCCCGUCUAUUAUGGUCAUAAUACUUCAUGGCAUUAA